GGCUCAGAGAGGCUUUUUGCGCGUGAAGGUGCAGAUGUUGGCGGUUGUGAACACAGAGGAAGGAGAGGAAGAAGCCGAGGCACUUCAAGUGGUAUCAAAGAGGCAAUAUUUCUGCUAAGAUGGAAAGCGUUGAAGACUUCCAAGUGAAGGAGCUGAACAAGCGGACUUCUGGUCACGCAUUUGAGGUCAUCCUGAAAGCCUCAACCCCAGAUGCCAAGAGCAAAUCCCCAUUCCCAUUGUCCCCUCUGAAAAAGAAGACCACAUUGGAUGACAUUAAAAAGAAAAUGGAAACUGCAGAAGAGAGACGCAAGAGCCAAGAGGCCGAUCUGCUGAAACACCUGGCGGAGAAACGAGAGCACGAGAAGGAGGUGAUCCAGAAGGCCGCUGAAGAGGACUCCAACUUGCGCAAGCUGGCGCAAGAGAAACUCAAUCAAAAGAUGGAGGCAAACAAAGAGAACCGUACUGCCAGGAUGGCAGCCCUCAAUGAGAAAUUCAAGGAGAAGGACAAGAAGCUUGAAGAAGUGAGGAAGAACAAGGAGACAAAGAAAGAAGUGGAAAACUAAUUUGUCAAGGAUCCGGAAAACAGUCUUUACAUCUCCAAAGAUAAGCUUUAUUUUUUCAAACUGACUAUUUUAUGAUGUUGUUUGUGGUGUUAGUCCUGGUUUUGCUGUUGAACAAAAGCUGGUUAGACAAUGAUAGUUUGGGUAUGGAUAUAGUAAGAUUUUAGUUUACAAAUUGUUUUAGGCAGCUGAUAAAAAAUAGGUUUUGUGGUACAAACUGUAUUUUUUCCUAACGAGGCAUUACUUUGUUAUGAAAUGUGCCUUAUUCUUCCUGAUGUUAAAAUGAGCACACAAAUUGUUUUUGUACGGUUGAUAUUUCUUCCAUGUUUAAAAAUACUGUUUGAGUAUAACAGGCUGUACCCGGUUCAACCAUUAAACAAUUUUACUUCUGCGUCUUCA
Messenger RNA from Gasterosteus aculeatus aculeatus (three-spined stickleback), 959 nucleotides. RefSeq names its product stathmin 1b (gene stmn1b). Gene Ontology annotation, biological process: regulation of microtubule polymerization or depolymerization; neuron projection development; microtubule depolymerization. Lineage: Eukaryota; Metazoa; Chordata; Actinopteri; Perciformes; Gasterosteidae. Gene Ontology annotation, molecular function: tubulin binding. Gene Ontology annotation, cellular component: neuron projection; cytoplasm. The record is from RefSeq and is a predicted model, not a curated record.